AUGCCUGACAUGGCGGAAAGCGCUGCAGGGAGGGGAGGGGAACAUGCAGGGGGAGGCUGCCUGAGGGAUGAAGAGAGGCAGAGAGGCAGAUGUGAGGAGGAGAGUGCUCGGGGACUGCAUGAGAGAAAGAGGUCACGAGGUCGAGGUCGGGACUGCGCUGCUCUGGCAUCCGUGAGGAAGGUUGGUUUUCAAAUUGGGGCGGGAGGGAUCAUGGCAAGGAUCUUCGUAGUCUUUAGUUGCUUCGUGCUGUCUCGGGGUGAGAAUGUGACAACGAUUCUCAAUCCUACUGGGCACUUGAACGAGGCAUUCAACGUGAGCUUUUCAGGGUCCGGGUUCGACAGCGCAGGAGUGUAUUCAUGUACUAUCAACCGCGGGAGCAUGUUGGAGGUUGGCUCUGCACUCAGAGUCGAUCCCGAUCUGAUCGUCUGCUACUUCUCUCCAUCUUCAAGACUGCCCGGAGUGUGGAAUGCAACAUUGCUGAGAGAUGGCCUGUCGGUGCAAGUGGUGGGCAAUAACGUUCUCACAGUCUUCCUACCGCCGAAGUUGUAUGCAUCCUCUAACAAUUAUUCUUUUCCUGCUCCCGAUUGCAAAGGCUCCUGCUGGCCAAUCUACAUCCCUCUUCAGGGUGAGGGGAUUCUGCUGAGCGAGCGAGGCAAGUUCAGUUGUGGUAUCGUGAGCUCGAAGGAUGGCAGUCAGAUCCUGCUUCAGACGAGGAUGGAUACCAUGCUUUCUUCCGCAUUGUCGUCCAUCGUUCAAAUCAGCCAAGAUGGGAGUCUUACGUGCGCCAUAGGCACUGCAGAUUCCUUUCCUCAAUAUUCCCAAGGGACUUUCAAGCUGGUAGUCAUGUACCAAGGGAGGCCAGUGGAAUGGAACGGGGAUGGGUUGACGUUUCACUUGGGGGAGGCUUGGACACACACAAGCUGUGAUGGCUCUUCUUGCGCACUGAGUGCGAUGGGAGAGACCGAAUUCCAAGUCUAUGGGUUUGGUUUCAGCAAUUCCUCGUACGACUGCCAGUUCAGUGGGAACGGUGUAGAUGUCACUGGAAAGGUUUCGUACGUAAGUCAAGUGCAGUUAGCCUGCACAGCUCCUGCAAGGAGUCAGACAGCAUCUAAAGUCUCGUUCUCGCUCCACAACUCUAUGAGCAAUCAAGUUCUUUUCUCAGGCCCUGCCGUUCCUACCUUCCGUUACUUUGCCGCCUGGUGGUUCCCUAUAACGCCCGUGUUUUCAGUGUUGGGUGUUCCAGAUGCAGGUUGGACAACGCCGCAGGUCUAUCAGAAUGACAAGGUUGUGAUCAAUGGAGUCGGCUUCAACCUGUCAAGAAGCUAUGUCGCUCAUUUCAUUGGGAGGGAUGUGAACGGAGACAGAUUGGAAACGGUCCAGGCUGAUCUGCAAGUCGUUUCUGAAACGCGCAUGCUGUUGCAAGUUCCUCAGUAUGGUGGACCAGAGGCAUUGGUUCUUGUUAGCCUUUACGAGUGUAGCUCUGAACAGAACUGCCAACUGCUGUCCUCUCGUUACGAUGGCAAUCGCUUCCGCUUCGUUGCAAGUGUCUUCCAUAUGACAGUUUUGAACAGCAGCCUGUGUUACCCGCAGGGAUCGUACCGUUGCUGGGGGCACAUUUCUAAUCCAAUCAGCAUCACUGUUGCGGGUCAAGGGUUCAAUCCUUCCUAUUCAUAUCCAGUGUACAGAUGUCGAUUUUCUUCUCACGACAAUCAAUCAUUCUAUGUCCUUUCCGACAGCGUCGUCGCUGUUGAUCAGCACACUAUUGUAUGUAGCAUGCCAGCAUGGCCUUUCUUAUUCGUUCCAAAAGUGGAGCUGACGAUAUACUCGAUGAUCUCAGAGGUCACCCUGUCUGCUGGCCUCUCCAACGUCAAGCCUCUCUACUUUUUCCUUCCUGUAGUCACCCGGAUGGCUCCUACCGCUGCUCCUGCCUCAGCUGCCCUGCUGACGCUCAGCGGGUUUGGGUUUGCUGGGAACACCUCUUGUUUCUUGCAUGUACAGGAAGACUCCCCUUGGCCCCACGUCUUCGGCUUUCGCAGGCUCAUGCUGCCUGCCAAGAGGUUGUCUCCUUCAACUUUGAAUUGUGACCUCGGGGACCUUUGGGGGAUCCGAUUCCCUUCCUCGGUAGCAGAUGUAUACGUCAUUCAGUAUCUUGGUCUGGGAGUAGCAACGCCCACACACUAUGGAUCCAUGGAGGCCUCCCUGUCGGUCAACUUCAGCUCACCCGACGACAUCUGGCCGAUCGAGAGUGGAAUGAUGCUGAUCGUUGGGCAGGAGGUGAUGAUGAUCAAGAGCGCCUCCGACGGAGGGAGUCAGUUGGUGGUCAACCGCGCGUGCGUCACUUGCGCCAUAGGUGUCGAAGACGUCUACCUGGUCCUGCCGAGAAAUUCCAGCUUCGUGUUCAAGUUUUACUUGUCCCCUUGGUACUCCAUCAGCAACACAGACUUGUACUCUGCCGGGGGAAGUUUGGUUCUUCAGGGCUAUGGCCUGUACAAUACCAAGAUCCCAGAAGCAAGAAGUCUAGCCUCCUCAGUGACCAGCGGACUUUUGGCAGAUUUCACUCCAGGGAACUACGCAGCAGGAGGACUUGUUUAUGGGGUACUGUUCGACCUGUUCCCGGAGGAAUACGUCUCUGUGACCGGAGUCGACGUCUCCAUGAAGGCUGGAGCGGGUCAUGUCUGGGUUUACACGAGAAAAUGUGAGUGCAGCCUGUGGUUCAGCGAGUUGAACCUCGACGACUGGCAGCUCGUUGCCAACGUGAGCGUGGAGGGAGGUGGCCUUGUAAAUGUGAAGAUCAACGAUGUAAAUAUCUCGGCCAACGGCAGGAGAGGUCUCAUGAUCCUCUCUGACCUCUCCUUCGCGUAUGCCAGGUGUGACAGCGCUUACGGAGGCUGCGGCACCAACUCGUCAACUGACAACAUCUUGACGAUCGAAGCCGGUCUCUCCGUCUCGUCCUGGGUCAACGUGAUGGGUGAACCAACACUGCUCAAGGAGCAGUGGGGCAACAGGGCCAGCCCUCGUUUCUUCGUCGGCAACGUCAACUAUUCCGUGUUACUUGGGGAUACCUACGUCUGUGAGCUUCAGAACGAGGCUGAAACUGCCUUGUCCGACUGCUCCAAGGCCAUCUCCACCGCGAGGAUCGACGAGCCUUCGCUGGUGACUUGCAACUUCCAGCACCUUGACACUGCGGGCAUCUUCAACCUCCGUCUGUUGAAAAUCACCAGCGGAGGGAAGGAGUACCUCGAUGCCCCGACGUACAACGUGACCGUGCACGCGUCCUGGAUCACGUUGGAAGGAAACCUGACGCUCCCCAGGUGGGGUGGGAGUGACCUGGUGGUGUAUGGCUUCGGCUUCUCGAUGGCCGGCAUGCGAUGCCGCUUCUCCGCUCAGGGCGUCUUCAUCGACACCAACGUCACCGCCCUGCAGAUCCAUGACGUCUGCCGUUUCCAGUACUCGAGCUCCGUGGCCAUUGCAGGCUGCCAGGAAGGAACAUGCAUAGUGCCCAAGUGGCCCACCUCAGAUCUGAGCUCCCCCUUGACAACUGUGGAGAUCAGCGUUGUCGACGCGGCUAGCCGAGUGAUAGACUGGACGCCCCUGGCCUCGACCUUCCCUUACACGUUGUAUGGGAUGACGGCAGCGGGCAACUCGACUAGCGGGUGUGGGUACAACACAACCUACUACCUCGUCUCCGACUCGCCCGAGUACACUGGGCGAUCUGCAACCCUGUACGAGGUCUGGUCCUACGUGACCCCGUCGGUAGUCCCGGCGACGGGGGAGGAAGACGUUGUCAUCUCGGGCUACGGGUUCAACAGCAGCGGCGAGUACGUGUGUGCAGUCAGUAUGCUGGGCCAUAGCGCCUUGUACUCGUCGCAGGUCGUGAAUGACUCGGCGCUCCGUUGUAACCUCAAGGAGUUUGUGUGGGGGAGUCACUUUCCUGCUUUCCACUCAGAGCAGGCGCUGUGGGGCAACGAGGGAGAGGUCUCCGUGCUCAAGUCGGUAACGGCAGUCAACGGCUCCGACUUGAACGACCAUGUAGGGAUGUAUGAGGAGAUCCUGAGGCGGGGCCUCAGCCUGUACUUGAUGGGUUGUGGCAGUAUCAGAUCGCUGCUGGUGCAGGAGCAGAACGGAAUCAAGUCAGCGGUCUUGGGAGACUUUCUAUGGGGGGACGGGGGCGGUUGGCAAGCAUGUGACUCGCUGACUGUCAUUUCGGAGGUGAAGAACGAAGAGCCGAGGUGCGAGAGGUUGGCAGGGAGCCUGUUCUGUGACAAGUCAAGGUCGACUUCCCUGUCGUUCACCUCGAGCUGGGGCUCGCAGAGCAGGCAGUACUCGGUGACGAAGGAGAAUAUAGCGGUGGAAGUGAAAGGGAGCGGGUUGGACGUGUCGAGCUGUUACUUCCUCAACUUUACAUCUGAGCUCGGCUGGCAGCUCUCUUCCUUUGAGAAGCCGCGGAAUUCAACUUUCAUCGGGUUUGUGUUUCCCGGAUGGAAACUGAACAGCGUCAGGACAAGUCUGGAGCUUCAUCGAAUUAUCUCCGACCAGCCCAUCCCAUCGUGCGAACACUACUCUUCAAUCUUCAACUCCUCCGUCACCAACAACACCAACACGUCCAAUACUUCGAAUGUGAGCGAUGUAUUCCUUGACACCAUGGCUUCGUUCAACUCUUCAAAUAUCUCAGCAACGAACAACUCAAACACAACAUCAGACCCUUCCCUUUCUUUCUCUACUGAGCUUGCCGCCUUCAACACUACAGAACUAGUAUGCCGCAGCGGAUAUUUUCCGGACUGCGAGGGUGGAGAGCAGGUCAACUAUGACUUUCUUGCCGAAUGGUACUUUGGAGGCAACGACGCGAACUCGGUCCAGCUUCAAGGGUACGGCAUCGGAGAAAACUACAACUACACCUGUGUCUUCCAGAACAACAUCGGCGAAUUCCAAUCAGCACUGAACAUAACCUCGCUAACUUGUCCGAUUCCAUCAGGCUACUUCUCGCCUUCGUACCUCAACAUCUCAGUCAUCUCGUCGCUUCCUCUGCUCAGAAACGGGAUCAGCGAUACUGUACAGACUUUCUACUUCGGUCUUCUCCAGGGCCUCAGUGCCAACCCAAAGCUGUCUGGUCCAGCAUCGGGAGGGUCCGUGGUGAGCGUGAAAGGAUUCAGGUUUUCUGCUUCUGCCACGUACACUUGCCUGUUCUCAAGGGAGCUGGAAGAGAGAGAAGAGCAAGCGGAGUAUGUCAACGACGAGCUUCUCCUCUGUCCCACUCCAAACUGGGGCAAGGAUUACCCAGCCAUGGGGGGCAGAGUCCAGGUUGACAUCGCCUACGAGGGUUGGAAGUUUGCCAAGGCCGACGUCGACUUCUCGUUCGAGUUCUACAUGAUAUGGAACUCUUCCUACGUGUCACUCCUACAAGCGUCAGUCAAGGGCGGGAGCAGCCUCGACCUCCGCGGCUUCGGCUUCGUUCAGUCGGUCGAGUACUUCUGUCUCUACGAAGCCUUUCAGACCACCGUGGCUGUUCGAGCAGACUACACGACGGUGACGAGCUUGACUUGUCCAUCGCCAGUGGUCGAUUAUCCUGCGACCACCGUCACUGUGAGCCUGUCCUACUCUUACAACGGAACAAACCUGUCAAUUCCCCAGCUGGAUUCUACCACCCUCUCUCUUUCCCUCUACGAAGUGGUUGACAGCGUCUCUCCCAGCUCGGGCUGGGCUAAAGGCGGCCAGAAAGUCGUUGUGUUCGGCCAAGGGUUCGUCCCUGAAGCAAACUACUACUGCAAGUUCGAGCAUGGGGAAAGCAUGUCGGUGAAGGCGAAAGUGGUGAGCACCACUGAGCUCUCAUGCAACGUGACAGCAUGGGAUGUGCACGAGACUGUCGGCCUGGAGAUUCUCAGGGAAAGUGCGAGCGUCGUCCACUCGACUCAGCUCUCCUUCACCUUCCUGCAAGGAUGGGACUGGAUCGAACCGACCCUUGCCUCAGCUCGAGGGACAGCCAACGUCACCAUCUACGGCUUCGGCUUUGACGUAUCUCCCUACCUCUGCAGAUUCUCGUCCGGGAGCUCCAACUUGACGACUGAGGCCGCCGCGAUCUCCCCUGGCCUCAUCGUCUGCCCCGUUCCAGCAUGGGGCGCUGACUUUCCGGUCGCUCCCAACGAGACUGUAUCGCUCGAGCUGCUGCAAGGGAUGGAGGUUGUGCCCUUCACCAACUCAGGGUUGGAGCAGGUGAGCUCGGCUCCGUGUCAAGACACUUCCUGUCAGCUCCUCCUCUGCUUCGAGUGGGUCUCUUACAACAUCGACAAUCAGGACAACGGGAUGUUUGCUGGGGGCUCCAGCAGUGACGGCAAACUUGUUACAGUCCAUGGGUUCGGCUUCUCCCCGGAUUUCACCUACACGUGCGAGUUCACCAUCGGAAGCUGCAAAUAUCAACAAGUUGGGACUAUUCAGAGCUUCCAGGAGCUCAGCUGCCCCGUCCCAGCUCUUGCUGCCUCCUGCCCUGCUUCGUCAGGGACUCUGCAGCUUCUCCUGGAACCCCUCCCGUCUCUCUGUCCCGCCCUGUCUGUUCUGAGCCUCACCUACCGGCCUUCAUGGUCGUCGAUGGGCUCGCUGCGACUGCCAGCGAGCGGGUCGGAGACGGUGAUGGUGUAUGGCAACGGGUUUGUAGAGGGCUCGAUAUAUCAGUGUCAGUACGUGUGUGCAGGAGUCAGUUUUACCAUGAAAGGGUACUGGAGGGACACAACCAUCCUUGAAUGUCACUCGCCCACCUGGAAUUUCGCCGCUACCACGUGCAAGGUGUCGAUAUUGCAGGACAGCCACAUCGUUCGCUUCCUUCCCCACCCGGUGAACUCGUCUGACGUCGUCUUCUUGUAUCCUUGUACUGACGGAGUCGUGGCGCCAUCCUCGUUCUCCUCCAUCGGGGGAUCUAUCCUCACUGUGUUCGGGUUUGGCUUCAACACAGACGUCUCCAAGGACUACAUCUGCAUCUUCUCCGGCCCUUCACUGCAGAACUACACGCAAGCCAGAGCGGUUGAUGCCAACACCAUCAUCUGCCGAGCGCCGGACCAGUGGGGAUUGACGAGGCCGUCAGGACAAGUCGCGGUGGAGGUGACGGAGAACGAGGUUCCAUUGCCCUGCAUCAACUCGUCACGGUGCUGGUCCAACACGACCGUGAGGUUCGAGAGCCUUCCUCUCAUUCGAAAUCUCUCCAUCUCAACCUUCUCAGCCUCGGGCGGGGACACUCUGACCAUCUCGGGGUAUGGCUUCGGGUACUGGCCAGUAGAGUUGGAAAUGCCGGGCAAGCUCUGCAUCUUCAGAAGCAGCCUGUCGCCAGGUGCAGUGUCAGUGCAGUCGUCGAUCUCGGUGGUGAGCCCAGCUCGCAUGGAGUGUCGAAUUCCAGAGUGGAACUACAGCACAAUUUCCACCGGGGUCCUGCAGGUCAGACUGCAAGGGGCAUACGUCCCGUUCCUGCCCAACGGCCAAGUUACCUCGCCCUUCGUCUUCGAAGCCGUGUGGGGCCACAAGAAUGUCUCCCAGAGUCUGGCCAAGGGUGGACAUGUCGUGAGCAUACAGGGAGUCGGGUUUCGGCUCGAGGCGACUUACUCUUGCGUCUUUGACUAUCAGGGCAAUGCCACGUCAUCAACGGCGCAGUUUCUUGACACCCAGAACCUCCUCUGCCUCAUUCCGAGCUGGGUCUAUCCUCAGGCGACUGCGCGUUUUUCUGUGCAUGACGUGUCGGGGAGCAGGGAGCUGGACAGGCUGCCGGGUACCGACGACUCGUUCACCUUCUAUCAAUCCUGGGACUCAGUCUCUUCCUCGAACCCCGUCGAUGGGCUGGCGAGCGGGAACGAAGAGCUCCUGCUCGAGGGGUUCGGCUUCGUUCCUUCGGGCAUGUACCGCUGUGUCUUCCAGCGGUACGUGGACGGAGAGGUCAACCAGACCAUGACGGUUGAGGGACAUUCAGUGAGCCCCACUACAGUCUCUUGUCAAACUCCCGCCUGGGGCCUGCAGUACGUGGCGUUCCAGGUCGAGGCCGAGUCGGAGCUGAGAAAGGAAGGGCACACGGCCGUGCUCUUGACGAUGGAUGACGUUGCAGUCAACUUCACCAAUCGCACGCUGGACGCUGUGGAGGUCGACACCUUCUCAUGGUACGAGCUGUGCACUUCGGUGGAGCAGAGGGUGGAUCAGCCGCAGAGAGGGUCAUGCAUCUUCCGCUUCCUGGUUGCCUGGUCCUCCCAGGGCACAUUCCCUUCCACGUUUUCUGCUGCAGGAGGGGAGCUGAUACACGUGAACGCGUUCGGCCUCUCGGCCUCGCUGGAAUACCUGUGCGUCUUCUACUAUCACACGGGUGACAGCCUGCAGUACAAGACUUUCUCCAACGACAUCACACGAGCAUGGCAGGGGUAUCGGUUCCUGCGGAGGUUCUUCAGCCCGAUCAACAAGACAUCAUUCGAAUGCACCUCUCCUGCAUGGAACUACCAGCACGUCAAGAACGCGACGCUGGAAGUGAGGAUACAGGAUGAAGUCACCGACGUGUUCAGCUGCCAAGUGGUCAGCAAGGCUCCAGGUCCUCCCAGGUAUAUUGAGUUUCUCCCUGGGAUCCUGCAAGUCAGCCCGACGAGCCUGCCAGCGCUGGGCGGGUUCUUGAUAACCAUCUCGGGCUUCGGCUUCGGUAACGAGAAGCACGUGUGCGACUAUGGGGGGCUGCAGCAGACGGAAGCAGUUGUAUCCACUUGUUGUGAAAUCCCUCAGCAACCCUGCAUGUACUAUCAGGUGCUGUGUGUAGUGGAGGAUUGGUACUUCGACCCUGGGCUCUUCAACCUGUCCGUGAUCCCUGCCUCGCUGUCCUCCCCGAUACAGUUCUACGACAGGAACGGAGAAGAUUUCGUAGCCAAGGAACAGUUCGCGCAGACUGUAGAUUUCUACACUGUCUGGAACAAGACUAAUCCAACUUUCUUCGACCGCCUGGGAGGAAUCGAUGGAGGGAGGUCGCCAGCGCUGACGAUCACUGGGAGAGCUUUCUACGAGCAGAACAAGUACUUCUGUGUGGUUGGGAGCACCCUCAACGAGAGCGCAAUGCAGCAGGCUCAGAGUGAGCCGGCAGGCAGUAUCGCCGAUCUCCUGACUUCCUACUCCAACUUGGUUGUGGAGGCUGUUCACUUGGAGUACAGCCCAGCAUACAGGGUGAGCAGAAGCGAGGUGGUAUGCAUCCCUCCUGUGUGGGACAACAGCACCUUGUGGCCGUAUGCUGCGUUCCCCGUCAACCUGAGCAUUGUUGUGAUGUCAGGGUCAGAAUGGGGCAUCGUUCCCUUCCGAUCGCCUCUGCUCUCGCCUUCCUGCAAUCAGCAGAUGCUUCUACUGGAGGCGACAACCGCGGAUGCCGUCCACAUCAACAAGCCUCCUCAGUUCUACACCAAGGGCAACAUCUUUGUGCCGGCCGACUCGUCCUACGUGAUCAUGACGACUGAAUGGAUCGAGUACCUCUCGGCAGGGAACACCUAUGACGGGAGGAGGGUGGACUACGUGGAGUCGCCUCAGUCCCUCACGUUCUCAGUGCAGUUGACGACCAACGAACAGAAGCUGUUCACGCUGCCUCCCUCCAUCACCAGCAACGGCACCCUCCAGUUCAGGACCAAGUACCUGGCGUCAGGCAGAGCUGAGAUCUUGGUUCAGCUCAAGGACAACGGAGGUACAGAGUUUGGAGGGGGCGAUCUCUCCAGCCUCAAGAGGUUCUUUGUCUCCCUGAUCCCUCAGAUCGACAUUCCGACAUUCCAGUUCGGAGGCAAGAUCGUGGUCCUCGAGGCGGAGAGCUCGGAGGCGAACUCCAACUUCUUCUACCGCAUCAUGACUGACCUGAUUCACGGGCCCUAUGAGUUCUUCCAGCAGAUGACCUUCAAGCUGGUCCCCGAGGAGAACGAGUACCUGUUCGACCUCACCAUCACUAACAACUUCGACUUCGGGUCCGGCCUGAACCUAUUCUUCAGAACGCGAAACUUCACCUUCGGCAACACCAGCGUUGAGAUCGUCCUCAACAGCUUCGACUUGAUCACAAGGCAGUCCAGCUCCCUCAACAAGACAUUCGAGGUUAUCAUCAUCCCCGUCAACACUCCACCUUCCUUCCAGCUCGCCGUCGACCUGAUCACUGUCAACCAAUCCUCUUCUCGAUCGUGCCAUCAGUUGGCCCAUCAGAUCUUUAAAGGGCCCACCACCUUGUCCUCCCUUGUAGGCCCGAAGGGAGAGGAUUGGUUUGAGAGCGCGCAGGAUCUCACGUUCAAGAUCAGUGGAGGAGGAGGAGGAGGAGGCGAUUGCUUUGCCGACCUGCUGGAAAACGUGUCCAUCUCCAACGAUGGGAUACUCUGCUUCACCCCGGUGCCCCGCAUCGUCGGCCAUGCGACAUGCUCGCUGACCUUGUAUGACAACGGAGGGACCUUGAACGGAGGGAAGAACGUCUCGGGCACGCUGGACUUUACCGUUGAGGUCGUCCCUGUCAACGACGAGCCGUUCUUCAGCUUCAAUGAGGUUGCCUGCGAGCAUGCAUCUCAGUAUGCCUGCCAGGUGAACGACAGUUACUUCGAGGUCCGGGUGCCUUCGACCUUCCUAGGAGAGUGCUCGAGCCCUGUCUGCCAGGGCUGCGACUUUCCGAUCCUGAUCUCCAACUUUGCCAAGAACGUCACGGCCAGCAGGCAGUAUUUGUACAACGAGCGGAAUCAGCAGUUGACCUUUGACAUCGUCCCUGAGUCGAACGUGUCGCUCCUUUACAGCAACCUUUCCAUAACCCUGGAGACCAUCUUUCUAUGCAUGAACAAGGACGUCCUCGGAUCGGAGAACUUUGGGAUCUCCCUGUGGGACGACGGAGGUUCGUCCAACGGCGGGGUCAACAACUUUGGGCCCCUUCUCUUCCGGAUGACAGUGUACCUUGUCAAUUCAAGACCGACCUUCGACCGUUGUGACAACGGAAGUUUGACCUUCUGGCAAGGAAGCGGGGGGCACAUGAUCCCCUCGUUCAUCUACAACAUUGACAACGGAAUCGGAAAGCUGAAUGACGUCAUCGAGGCUGACCAGAUCGUAACCUUCACUACCUUCCCAUAUUUUGACCUGCCAGGUUUGAUUCAAGAUCCACUGAUCUACCGGAACGGGACGCUAAGCGUAUCCAUCGGAGCUUCCAUCAACGAGAAAAACUUCUCCUUCGAAAUAAAAGCGCAGGACAACGGAGGGACUGAGGGAGGUGGGGAAGACACCACAACGUCGAACAUGAUGAUCUACGUGGCCAAAUCGUAUCGGAUCGUACAAGUCCACCUCGAUCCAGGCGUCGACUGUCUGCACUUGGAGGAACAGCUGAAACAUGCUCUGCUUCCUGAGGAUAACAUCGUAGAUGUCCGCGUCAGCCAGUGCUCUACCGGUAGCGAAUGUGACGAUACCGUCAGGAGUGACCUGCUCGUCGACCUUGAAGGUCUUUCUGCAAGCAAUAGAAACGUGGUCUUCAUAUCGACUGACUGUAACCCGUCGCUGCAUCUGGACCUACAGGGUUUCUUUGGGCUCAACUUCAACAGCAAGACUUUCAACAGGAACUCUGCACGCGUCCCUUCGUUCUCACUGGCUCGCGAGACUUACUGGACGUACGAAUACGGUGAGCUCGCCCUGCAGGAUGCUUGUAGCACCUCCGAUUACUUGCAAGUUCAGCUCGACGACACGCACAUGAGCCUAACCCUGAAAGAUUUCAUCAAUGACAUCAUUGGGCCAAUCAAUGUUGACAUCGGAUCCACGGGAAAGCUCGAGUUAUACUUUGAUAUCACACCGACGGAGAUCGUGGUGAAUGAUGCCUCCUACAUGAAUAGCAACGACACUUUCUUUGCAAACACAAGCAGAUCGGUAACUGCCUUCUGCCCCAUAGAGAGCAAUUGCUACGACAACUCUUUCUUUGUGAACUGUUCGAUUGAAGUUUUUCUUGGGAAGGCACAGAAAUUCUUGAAUGGGCACGUCGUGUAUAAUAUAUCAAUGCGGAAUUCAGAUCAAAAAGCUGUCUUCACAGUAACAAUUAACCCUGUCAACCAAGAACCUCGUUACACAAUGGUAAAGACGAGCAUCGAGCUGGAAGAGAAUGUUACUCUUGUUUCGAGUCAAUAUGAGUUUGCUAGUGACGUGUUAUCCGGGCCUCCGGUCUACGACGAGCUCCAGCAGCAUCUGACAUUCCACCUGGAGACACUGACGGGCUCGUGGCUGUUUGUAAGCCCCCCGACUAUUCUGAUUGCUUCGCAGAAAGCAUACAUCAACUUCUCUGUGGUGCCGUUCUUGAAUGGUAAUGCAAGCUUCGUCCUGACCUUGUACGAUGACGGCGGCUACAUGUGCGGAAGGAACGUCUCCACUAGCAGCAGUCUUUCAGUGACUGUCCAUCCUGUCAAUCAAGUCCCUUUCUUCGAACUCAGCUGCUCUUCUCUCUCUGCUUCAGAAUGUGUCAACACCUGCGGACAGAACAGCUGGCCCGAUUUCUCCUCGUGCUCCUAUAAUAUGAAACUCUUACAAAACUGCUUGACCUGCUCCCCGGCUCCCAUGUCAGUGAACUGUUCUGCUGGCAAAGUCCCCUUCUACCUGCCGUCCUUCGCAAUCAACAUCAGGCCUACCGGCUACAUGAGUACCUCGACAGAUCGGGAGAUCGCAGCCAUUGAAGACGAGAGCGAUCAGUCGGUGUCGUUCUAUGUCCCACCUGCUGGCCCUGCUGAUUUGAUCUCGAGUCUCGCCCUCGACAGCAAUGGCAACCUGUCGUUCUGUCUUCAGGAGAACUCCGUCGGCUCGACAUCCUUUGCUAUCGAGCUGCAUGACUCUUUGGGCGGUGUCUACGGGACUGCGAACCUGACUGUUGAUGUGCAACGUGUCAACCAACGACCGUCAUUCUCCCUUUGCAAUGGAGGGAUCGUGAACGUGUGGAGGGGCAUCACCUAUCAUCAAGUGCCGAAGUUUGCCGACAACAUCCUGAAGGGGGAUUAUUACAAUGGGAAUGAUGUUGAAAAUUUUCAGCUCAUCACUUUUGUCGUCACUCAGUUCAGUGAUCUCUCAAUCAUCAACACGACAACGGUAACAGUGACGUCAGAGGGCACGUUAUCGUUCGAGGUCCUGCCGGACGCGUUCGGCACCGUCACGAUGAUCGUCCAUGCUGUGGACAACGGAGGGACACAGAACGAAGGGGUUGACACGUCAAUUGCACACACAAUUCAGAUAUCUGUCAUCGGAUUUUACGCUCAACUGACAAGAGCUGUGCAGGGAGCUUGCCCUGAGGUUGAGAUGCUUACAAACAACUUGCCGUUGAACUUGAGCUUCGUGUAUGGUGGAGGAAAUGACGUGCAGGAAGUCAACUUGGCCCCUGUGUGCGAGGGCAAUCAGCACGUGUACUACAAUGCAUCGGACUGUAAGUUCAUCUACAUCAUGAUGCCUUACACCGAGAUCAGUGCCGACUUCCGUCAGAAGGUCAAGAGUUGGGCAACAGAGUAUGGAUGGACGGUCUCGUACUUCGAUUAUAGUGACAGCAGAACCUCCUCUUUUCAAACGAAUCAGAACUACACAUCCUGUGAGUACGGGACUGACUUGACUGUCGACAUUCUGUCCUGUCAGAUCUCCGAGUACGUCAACGUUACCUAUGACGGCACUGAUCAGACGAUGUCUAUUGUUGUUUUGAAUGUUGUUUCCAAUGUAGUUGGCCCUAAGAGUGUUUUGGUCAAUGAUAUGGACCAACUUCAGCUGUCAUUCCAAGUCUCGACCAUGUCUCAGUACGUCUUCGACUAUCAAGCUGACAUACGAGCAAGUGACUCGACCUUGAUCACCGGCGGCGAGGGUCACUUUGACAUCACUUGCGAUCAGCAGCUAGAAGGCUCGCGGAUGGUUGUGGUUAAGUGCACCCAUGGGAGUGUUCUCCUGGGGAAGGUUGAAAAAUACCUCAACGGCCGGAUGAAAUUCCAGGUCAACAUGGACGGGACAGAGAGUCGAGCGGAGUUCGAGCUUGACAUCCGCCCGAUCAAUCAGCAACCAAACUUUGAGAUCUCAAGGCAGCUCAUCGACGUUUACUCCUCAGAUCCUGAUCACUACAUCUAUGACUUUGCCUUCGGAAUCUCGCCAGCGCCUGAGGUGACCACUCAAUCCGAAAAGUGCAUCCAGGACGAGUACAAACAGAAUGUCAUCUUCAAGAUUGCCACCAUUGACAUUUUUGGCGACAUCUUCUCUAUCUUUCCCUCCAUCGUAACUCAGGGGAACAAGGGGGCUUGCAGCGACUUCUACUAUCCCAACGGAACUCUGACCUUCUCACUCAACAAAGGGCAGCAAGGUAACGCGACGCUGCAAAUAUCCGCCAGCGACUGCUACGACAGCUCGGCGAACUGUAAUCCCCAGGGGUUUCAUCGAGCAAACUUCACCAUCGUAGUUCAGCCCGUGCCAAGGCCAACAUGCUUCCAGCUGAGCUCGAGCGUCUACCAGGCACAGCAGUCAGACUCGGCGCAGGUCUUCUGGAUCCACGGGCUGCUCAAGGACGAGUAUGGUACUCACCAGUCAAGUAGCGCAACCUUCGAGGUUCAGGGCUACGACCAGGGAGCGAUCUCAGACGCGCACUUCUACCCCAACGGCAGCCUCAUGCUGGCAGUAAGCAAGUACACCUUCGGCAAGUUCCCCAUGGUGAUCCGACUCGACGACCCAGCGAAUGUGGGGCAAGAAGGGGGCGAUUGCUUCCUACGGAACUUCAGCCUUGACAUUGCCAAAGAGAACUUUCCGCCCUACUUCUAUCUGUCGACUCCAGUGAUCCAGAUAUGUGAGAACCACAACUACAGCCAGCAGAUUCUGGUGGAUAUCGCCACGUCGAAGGAUUCAGAGGCAAGGGAUGGUCCACAGAACAUGACUUUCUGCGUUGUGGCGCUGGGUGAAGAAAUGAAUAUCUUCCAACUCGGCCCAUCUGCUGGGGUAGAUGGAAUUUUCUCAUUUCAGCCGAUACCGAAUCACUUCGGCCAUCGCGCGUUCAACAUCACGCUGAUAGACGAGGGCACAUGUCAGGAUUACAAGUCGGCCAGCGCUACCUACCAGCUGGACAUCUACAUCACGGCCAACAACGACCCUCCUUCCUUCCAGCUGUCAAGUGGUCUACUGCUAGUCAACGAGUCGUCGAUCGAGGGAUACUUGGUUGAGGUAGAGCAGUUCGCGGUGAACAUCUUGAAAGGUCUUGACCUGCCAUACCCCUUCGGAGAUCAGGACCAGAACGUCUCGUUCCACAUGAUCGUCAAGGACGUGUCAGUUCCCGCAAGGUACCACAUCUCCUACGGAACUGUCGACACCUUGCUGCUGGACAACAGCUGGCACAUCAGGCCGAAUGGGGCCCUGGAGUUUCAGCUGCACCAGUAUGUCAACGGCAAGGCAGAGUUCGAGGUCUACAUGGAGGAUGACGGAAGCCUCGCUUGCGGGGGGGCGAGGCAGGCUCAGCAGAACUUCACCUUCCUGCUGGAGGUCCUGCCGGUGAACCAGAACCCGAGGUUUGAGUUCUCUCCCUCCUCCGUGCAGCAGGGCGGCGAGAUCCCCGUGCUGUGGCUUCUCGAGUCGAGCCAAGACAUUGUGAGGGAGGAGGGGAGGAACCUGCUGGUCAACGUCACAUCUGGCGAAUGGGACGAGGGCGACCAGGGCCUGAUCUUCCAGGUCGAGUUCGUGUCCGGCGAUCCGGAUCUGCUCUUGGGCCCGCAAGUCGUGCUGAACUUGAGAGGUUUCGGCUGCAGCUUUGCUUCUGCUAGGCUUUGCUACUCCUCUGCGGAUUUUCUUUUCAGGACGGACAGCCAUCGUUUCGGAUCGAGCCUCUACAACUUCGUUCUGAGAGACACGGGGUCUUAUGCGGGGCCGAACCGAGGAGAGACGAGGAAGCUGCUGAUGGUGAACGUUGUGCCUGUCAACGACGAGCCUCGCUUCACCAUGACUGAACAUCUCCUGAACAUCCGGAUGGGUGAAAACUGCAACCUACAAGCUUCCCAGGCGAUGAUGUACAACCUAACGAUCAGUUCCAUCAGCAACAACAGCGAAGUCUUCAACUUGACUACUCUAGCUGACCUGUUAGUCUUUCCGACGGCCUCGUCAUCGCAGCAGGACUUGUACCGAACUAUCUCGGACACUCUGAGCACGUUUACAGGGAAGAAGAUGUCCGUGAGCCUCAGGGCUCCCUGCGUCUCGGGUCCGUCAGACUUAUCUGCCCUGAUGAACAUCACUUGCUUCCUGUACGUUGAAGGCUGUCGGGAUGCCGCUGACCACCUGGCCGUACGGAGCCAGCUGCAGACAUCGAUUGCUGGACUUAUAAGUCUGAGGGACUCAAACUCGACCCUACCUGUCUCGGUCUCCGACGGGACAUUCGCGUGCCUUUUGGACCGCAACAUCUUCGUGGUCCCGAACUUCAUCACCAAGUUCACCGUUGGCCCGUUCGAGGGCUACAACCACGACAAGAGCACAAGGAGAAGCUACGAAAACCAGACGGGCUCCUUCGAGUUUGCUAACGUCAACGGUGCCCAACAAGAAACUCCCGUCAUCCCUCGCGUCCUCCUGCCCUGCGGGUCCCUCGUCUUAGAGGUGACCAACUCUUCCAUGAGCAGCACAAACUUCUCCAUCACCCUCGUGGACUCUCAUGCUGACGACGGAACCACCCAGCGCUCCCAGACUGAGCACUUCGUCGUCCAGAUCCUCCCCUACGUCAAGCUUCCCAGCUUCGACCUGCGUGUGCAGGAGUUGACGAUGUUUGAAGGGUCUGGAGAAUUCUUCAACAAUUCUGUGGCAUACAACAUACUCUCUGGAUCAGGUAACUGGGAGAACACGACCUUCAACAUUGUAGUGCAGUAUCCAAGCAUGUUUGCUGUGCUACCAACGAUGACGCUGGAUGGAUCCUUGAAUUUCACUCUCUCGCCAUAUCAACAUGGGACAACAACGCUGAGCAUAACCUUGCUGAGUGUCUUCCAUGACUACAAGACCUCGGUGAUCACCUCGGCGGUCAAGGUGAUAGUGUUGAAAGUGCUGCCGGUAAAUCAGAAGCCCACUUUCAUAGUGCGGGACGUGUUCAUUGUGAAGAACUGUCCGGUGCAGGCAGAUGAAGCAUGUCAGAACAGGUUCCACAUCGUAGAGAACUUGGUGUCGCAGCUAGUGGUGGACAUGCCGAACAAAGUUUGCAACUCUCAGGGCGUCUUCUGCGACAACCAGAAUGUCACCUUCUUCAUUGAUGACGUCACUAACCCCUCGUUGUUCAAUCUUCAGCCAGUGGUUCAUGCCAACGGUUCGCUGGUCUUCAGCGUCAAUCCUGACCUGACCGGCGAGUCUUUGGUGAUGCUGCACGCGACGGACGACGGGCCCAUGAACAGCGACCCGAUGUUUGCAGGAGACAACACGUCCACUCGACACUCCUUCAAGAUCCUCAUCGAUACCAUCGACUACCCGCCGACCUUCGCCCUUCAGCGGAACGUCUCAUGUGGAAACCUGAACGCGACGAGGAACGAGACUUGUACCUGCCCGACCCUCGAGAAUUCAACCAUGAGCUAUCAGGUCUGCUCGGUACCCAUGAACAUCCUUCGUAACGAUUCAGUCAACGUCGAGAUUCUCCAGGGAGCUGGUCUCCUGCGGAUUGACAACUUCGCCUCCUACGUCUCUCCUGCCGAAGGGUUCUUUGCGAGACAUAGAUCGAUCUUCGGGUUCCCAAAGCCUCCGGCCAGUCUCGUGACGUCAGCCGUGAACUUCACGGUCCAGAGGAGCGACCCUGUGGCAGCGAUCGGAGGGCUGGGCAAGUAUUACACAGACUAUGUCGUCUCACCUGACAAGAAACACAUUUAUGCCGUCCAGAGGGACACAAACUCUGUCUCCAUCGCGCAGAUUCAGAAUCAAAACAUCUCGCAGACAGCGUUCCUGGACAGAAGGUCCGACGGCGAGGACAGGUUGAGAUUCCGAGGCUUCACCCAGUACGCUAAGAACGACAGUGACAUCAUCACAUACAACCUGACCGACCUCUGCCACUUGUCGUCGGUAGUUGUCGAUCACAGGCCCUACAUCAUGAACUCGGCAGGAUGUCAGUACAUUCCAGAACCUGCGCCUGUUCCCUCGGACUGCCCCAUCGACAAGCUGACUGUCCUUUGCGACAUCAACUGCUGCAACGAACUUCUGCUGCAGACUGUCGGAAACUGGGUCUUCGAGUCUGCUAGCCUCUAUGGUGAGCAGUCCGUCCAGAAAUCCCUGUCGAGCCUCGGCAAUCUGACGUGCAACUCCAGCAUGUGUGUGUACUCCAGGAACAGACUGCAAUCAAACUGCGAUGAGAGAUAUGACACAGUCUACGGACCCGCCACCUUCCGCGACUCGUCGGGGGUGUUGGGAGCGGCUCUGGUGCUCGGGGCAGGCCUGAGUUGCAAGUCUGACGUGUAUGCUGACUGGGACCGGACGCCACAAGCGAGCAUGUCGCCACUCAACUUCAUCUCCAACAACGGCGUGAAGGAGUCGAUUCAACUGAACAUGUUGAACCCAAGGUUGGUAGUGUCCGGGGACACGACCACUGUAGCAAGUGUGCUGCAGAAGCAACUGGCCGUCUCAAUUUGGUUCACGAUCGAGAAAGACACGGUCGAGUCGGGGCUGGUGAGCGCGGGAUACUUUGCUACAUGCGUGAAGGGCUGGACGAUCUCAUAUUCAAGAAGCUCUACCAGUACCUCCUUCUACUUCAACUUCACCGCCAGCAGCAGCAUCCAGAGGAAGAUCUUAAACACUUACCGCAGGACCCCGACGCUGGAACUCGGCAGCUGGGCUCACCUGGUGGUGUCCUACAACGGGACGGGAGUUGACUUCUACCUCAACGGAAACCUCGUCCAGUCAAGGAUCGCCUGCCCAGCUGACUGUGGGGUCCUCAAGUACACUUCCGACGCACCUCAGUGCAAGUUUGACAACCCGUUCUUGCUGGGGGACCUGGGAGUUACCAGCAACCCUCAGCAGCACACGGGGAUGGUAAGAAGUGUCAGGAUCUUCAAACGAGCCCUGGUUGCCAGCGAGGUUGACUUCCUCUACAAGCUGGAGAACUUGACAACAACUGUGCUGCUUGACAACUACUGGGUCCACGGAACCGGAAGGGUAGUCAACAAGACCAUCCUUGGGGCGAUAUCGCCUAGUGGGGACUUUGCAAACACGAAUGAGUCGACGAGCAUCAUGUUGCACGGGAGGUUCAGCAAGGGCUUCGGGUACCGCUGUGAGUUCAUCACUGCAGGGCAGACGGGCGUGUCCAACAUCUCCUACCCCAUCUGUGAUGACCCUCUCUACUGCAGCUACCUCAUCUGCCUGGACAUAUUCUGGCCUUCGGGGAUGAGAGCGACUACGAUGCGACUGAUCCGACGGAACAUGACGAGGGGAACAGAGGCGACGGUCUUGCAGCGCUUCUGCUUCGAUGAGAGCUGCGGUUACAUCCCUCCUGACCAGCGGAAUGUCAGCGACUGGUGGAUGAUAGUAACGGAGGACGGGUCCACGAAGCUCGACACAGGCUGCACGGGAGUUCUCACAACCUUCCGCUUCAUCAUCCGGUCGGAGAUCCAGAGGCUCGACGUGACGUCCAAGGCCGUCAGCCGGGUCAAAUCUCUAUCGCCGCUGAUAGUGACUCAGGACUUCAAGUUUGACACCUACGCCGUCAACGUUUCUAGCCGCGCCAUCAUCGAAACAAACCUCACGUCAAGGAACUUCACCAUCAACGUCGGCCUGUGGAACCGGACGGUCUGCCCGUCGGGCACACUGACUGUCAUCAACACGUCCGUCUCCAUCCUGCCGUACUUCCAUGACUUCUGCAACAGCACCAACAGCACGUGCAAGGGAGGGAUCUGUACUUACUUCAACAACCUUACCGUCCUCGGUGUCUCCUCCAUCACCCCCUUCGAGUUCUCCGGUCAGACCUACCUGAUGGUGGCCAACUACUGGGACGGGAAGAGCACCUCAGUCUUCUCCCCGCUCCUGCACAUUACUGUCAGCGGCACCUCGGGGGAUGUUGGACUAGUCCAUGUGCAGUCAGUAUUCACCAGCGGGGCCAGGAAGUGGUUGUACGUGGAUGUGAACUCUCGAUCCGACGACAGCAGGCCGCUGCUGAUCCUGACGUCCUUCGUUGACAACUCAGCUGGCUACCUCUUGAACUCCUCGAGCGGACUUCCCUUGCAAGCUUCUGACCCUAUCCCGUUCCCAGUGUGGUCCUCCGCGUCUUCCUGCUCCUUUGAGAUCUUCAACGUCUCCUACGUGGCUUUUGCCUCCUUCACGAGCAACCAGGACUCUACCAUCUUCGCCCUCGGCGUCCCGAAGAACUCGACAUUCAGCUACUUCGGCGACCGGCUGGUCCCUCACGAUCGGGAGUUUGCCAACAGGCGGGUGACUGCGAAGAAGGUCCUGUCUUUCACAACCACCAACGCCUUUGACGUGGUACAUCUCACCGCCGACAACCGCAACUUCGUCAUGUUCGCCAGCUUCAUGCUCAACGGGGCCUCGCAGAUCUUCGAGCUCAAGGGCUCCGGAAUGAUCUCGUCCGCUGACCUCCUGCAGUCUCUGAAUGUUCCCUAUGCCACGUCCUUGCGCGCCUUCACCUACAGCGUCACCUACAUCAUGGUGGGAAGCGCAUCGAGAUUGACAGAAAUGUAUCGGUGGAACGGGACUCAGUUCAACGGCGCUCUGUCCGCCAACACACCUGCCUCUGGAUCGUCAGGAGGACAACAGAUCCCGUUUGCGAAUGUUUCCUCGAUUGACCUCGUGCAGUGGCCGAGCUCGGACGGGCUUCAUACCUGCAACAACCAGGUCGCCUUGUUGUUUGUCGGGCUUCGAUCGUUCGACCCGAAUGUCUCGGCCAGCGUGAAGAUACUGAGGGGAUGGAGGGAGUGUGUGUCAGAAAUGCGCAGGCCAGUCGCUAUCGACAUCCUCCCUACUGGCAACUUCGUCUACAUCGCAUCUGCAGAGUCUCGCUCGAUCUCCGUCUUCUGGCGUGACCCUGCCGUCGGACAUCUGAUCUACAGCAGCAGCGCCUCGUUCACCUCAGGAUACUCAGCUCUGAUGCAGCAGAUCUCCACCAACGUGAUCACCAAGGACAAGCUGCUGAGCAAAACCGACUUCGGAUUCCCUUUCCGCUCCAUCCGGUCGAUCCAGGUGAGCGCGGAUGCUCAGAAUCUCUACGUGACGAGCUUCAACGACAAUGCGAUCACCGUGUUCAACGUCGACCAGACGACUGGCGGACUGACUCGCGUGCAGACGCUGAGUGAGGGGCAGAGCAUUGCUGGGACUGUGACGAAGGGAAUCAAAGGGGCGACGGGGCUGCACAUUGCCAACCUGGUGUAUGUGACAGGAUGGUUGGACGAUGCUGUGAGUGUGUUCAACAGGAACUCGAACGGAGAGCUGGGGUUCUGCGAUGCGACAUACAACGGAGAAGUGAACUUCCUGUCUUUCAACGUGUCUUCACCCAACACUCUGAUCCCGAUCAAAGCGCUGACCACGACCCAGUCAUUCCAGGAGGGGAGCUUCUACCCGAAGAGGAUCGGAAGUUUCAGCAACAACUGGGCUCUGACUGCCCGAGCUACGAGGCACUUUCAGAUCGACCAGGUCGACUACCUCGCUGUUGCCUCUAGCGAUGGUGAGACGGGCGUCGGAACCGUCACGGUCCACCGUUGGAGCUCUUCCUCCACCAAGUUUGUCCUGCUCCAGACUCUCUCCGGCAACCAGGCGGCCCAUUCAGUCACCUACUUCAACAUCAGCGACCGUGCCGGGCAUGUCCUGCACUACCUCGCCGUCUCCAACUCCAUGACUUCAACUUGCAACCGUCAGUCAAACGGGGUCAACAUCUUCUCUUGGAACCAGGGCCAGCAGCUGUUCGAACUUUUCCAAAACCUUCAGAACACUGAUCCAGCCCGCGAAUCCCUAACGGGGGCCGUGCACGCUGAAUUCUUCACCUUGAAGGGAGACGUGCACUACCUGGCUGUGGCGUACUAUGACGAUUGCUAUAGAAACUCCACAGUUGAGUCCGUCAUCUACCGCUGGAACCCCUAUGGGUGGAUGCGGCAGACCAGCGAGACGGCGAUGACCUGGACCCCUGGCUUCGAGCCCUUCCAGAGGGUCCAGACGUUUGGAGCCGUUUGGAUCGAAUUCCAAGAUCCAGUCCUGGUGAUCUCCAACUUCUAUGACGGGCAUUCUUGCUCGUUUGACAACGUCGACGUGUACGUAUUCAACAAGGAUCUGUACAACGACAUGCUGCGAAGUCCAGCUGGAUCGUUCGAGAUACGGCAGAAGAUAGCUGGACAUGGGACCACGGGGACCAAGAUCUUCAACCUGGAGGGGGUCGGCAUGCUGAUGGCUGUCGCAAACAGGCAAGCCGAUCUCUACAGGAUGGACGACAUGAGUGUGUUCGAUGUGGAUCCUGUGAUCUACAUAUGGAAUGACACUUGUGUGAACCAAUGGACUGAGAAUCGCCCGUCGGGAUGCUUUCUCUUGUAUCAGACCCUGCAGUUCCAGUCUUCCAUGGGCAACGUCACCAUCCCCGACAGCCUCUACACAACAGCAGCCUCCUCCGGCUCUUCCAUCUUCAACGAGUUCCGUGCCAACAUGACGGCAAGGUACUGCAUGGAAAAUGCCUGCACGACGUCGGACGACGGGGCGACGAAGGUAGUCAACCAUGUCCGGGGAGCAACGAGAGUUCACUUCUUCGAGGAGGGAGGCAACGUGUUCCUGGCUGUUGCCCAGUCAGUCUGCAACUUCAGUUCCUCCAGAGCUGCCUGCAUCGGGGAGAUGGGGAUGAACGGGGCUGUUCCGCAGUCCAAGUCUUCCAUCUUCCAGUGGGAGGCGAGGACGAGAAAGUUUGUGGAGAUGCUCGCGAUCAACCAGGAGGAUGCCAAGUACCCACGGCAUCAUCAGUACGCUAUGAGAGUUGACGUGGGUCAGGCUCUCAACAUCGAAGACUUCGUCAUCGGCGGUCAACACUUCCUGGUCUUCUCCAGCCAUACCCACGGAGCGCUACUCUUUCUAUGGCGCUUCGAGCUGGUCAACGGGAUGACUGGGCCCGUCGGUGUCACCACGGCCGAUACCGACGCAAUGUCAACCAUCUUCGUGCUGAACGAGCUAGAGCACUCGCUCGUCACUUUCGACAUCGCCAGCGUCUACGACGGUCUUGGCCACCGACAGAGUCUGUGCGACAACGUGGGCUUCAAGUUCCGGGGAACGCAGGUCGAGCAGCUGCUGACCAAGAGCGGGCAGGCGGUGGAUCCGAGCAAGAAGUCAGCGAUGGGGCUGAAUGGAGCAAGGAAGAUCAUUUCCUCCUGCCUGGGGUCAAACUCUUCUAGAAACAUCUUCUGGUUGUUCCAGACUGCCGACUCAGCAUUCAACAACAUGUGCAAGGUCACAGUCCUGGCCGGGCCGAGACGGGACGAGGAGGUCUGUUCUUCUAUAGGGACGGCGAUCAGCAAGGCCGGGGAGGCUGUUCCCUGCCAGUCAGUGAGCUUCCUCGUAACGCAGUUGUCCGCUGACCCCCCCCAAUUUGUCCUGCCCAACCUCACGCUGCAUAUCAACGGGACCCUCUCGCUCCUCGCUCCCAGCAUCAGCGGCUCCGCGAGCUUCAAGGUGGAGCUCUUGGACGACGGGCUGUCAACCAGCUACGAGGGGAGGCGGUUAGGAGACGAUCGAUCCUCGCCGAGGUACUUUAACCUGGUCGCCAUCCCCACCACCUCCGUCCCCUUCUUCGUCCCCUUCGACGUCUUCUGCAACCAGGGCACAGGAACACAGUCCCUCGUGUUCGCUUCUGACCUCUCCUUCGGUGCUGCCGGCAGUUUCAUCUCGGACAUGUACUGGGAGUUCACCUGGUCCAGGGCAACCUUUCUACAGACCCAGCCACUGCUCUCGGUCGAGCUGGUUGAGGGCAUUCCCAUGGGUAUCGUCAGAGUCACCCCUACCGCCGACGGCUUCGGGAGCACAGUCUUCACCGUUCGCCUCGUGAACAGGUACUCCCUGACGCUGAAACGCGGCAGCUUCGCCUCUGUCUACAAGAACUUCACGCUGACCGUCCGGCCUGUCAACCAGCCGCCGACCUUCAGGCCGAGAGUCCCUUCGCUCACCGUCAUGGCCGGAAACGGAAGCUACUUCGAGAAGGGUUUCGCUACGCAGCUCACGGCAGGGAAUGCAGCAGAAGACAAGACACAACUUGUAUCGUUCAGCAUCGCUGGCAUACACUUAGGAAGUCAGUACUACACGCAGGACCAGCUCUUCAGCAGCUUCCUUCUCAACUCUACCGUCCUCGCGUUCACCGUCCUCCCCAACACAACGGGAACUUUCAACCUGACAUUGAUGAUCAAGGACAACGGCGGAACGACGGACGGAGGAGUCGACUACUCGCUCGUUGGCAUGCAGCUCGUCGUCAUUCCUUCUAACAAGCUCCCCAAGUUCGCUCCUCGGGCUCUGAAGGUCCCAGAGGCGAAGCUGGUCGUCCCCCAGGUCUUCACUGCCUUCUUGGUCCGAGAGAUCUCCGACCUCAAGUUCAAGGCGAGGAACCUGAGCUUCUGGACCGAGAGCUCCAACAAGAACCUCUUCCUCCAGGGACCCAACAUCUCCUACCCUGACGGCACCCUAAGCUUCACUCUCAACCCCUUCCACAACGGCGUUGCCAACCUGACCAUCUGGCUCUAUGACUCGUCCCAGCAGCUCAACAGGAGCACCAACAAGGACUUCUUCACAGCACAGCUCACCGUCAUCCCUGUCAACGACCCUCCUACCUUCAACGUCACCCCCGAGUAUCGUUGCGUAGAGAACAGCGGGCCGCAGAUAGUCCGGGGAUUCGUCUUCGACGCUCUCCCCGGCCCUCCGGACGAGAGCUGGCAGAGCAUUUUUUACAAUAUCAGGAUCGAGAACCUCUCCCCCAACCUCUUCUCCUCCUCCCCGUACCUCGACGCCAGCGGCACCCUCUACUUCACGAGCGCUCAGGACGCCCAUGGCACAGCGACGCUCCUCAUCUCCGCGUUCGAUGACGGGGGGUCAGACUUCGGAGGCCUCUCCACCAACGCCUCCCUCAGCUUCGUCGCUGUCGUCCGCGUCCUCCCGCUGCCGAGGCUGCUGGGAAUCACUCCAGCAGUCCUCCCGUCCAGCACAAGCAUGCAGGUCACAGUUCUUGGGUUGUACUUCGGGUCCACGUACAGCAGGGGAUACGCAGCGGGCGAGUAUCGAAAUGCGCAAGUCUUCUUCGGCAACCGAUCAUGCGCCAACGUGUCCAUCCUGUCUGACAGCAAGAUCCUGUGCGAGACGCCGCUGCUCCAGGGAGCCCAACAGCUCUCGCUGCGAGUCAACGAGCUGGGGCUGGACCGGCGAGUUUCUCUUCCCAAAAACGUCUUCUUCAACUCCUUCUACGUGGGAGGCCUCGGGGUCGGGGCGACGGGCGAGGGUUUCAUGGGAUACGGCUACUCGGCACUGAGCUCCGGAGGGGUUCAGUUCCACCCUGAUGAGAUGGCAAUCGACGGUUCCAUCCUGGCCCUGUACACAGAAGCACACGUCAUCGUCUUCGGCGGCUCCUUCCGGUCUGUGAACUCCGUGAUGGUCAACCACAUCUUCAUGUGGAACGGGGUCACAGUCAGGCCCUUGGGCUUCGGAGUGGACGGGGAGGUGAAGGCGAUCGCCAAGUACGGCAAGAGCCUGUUGGUAGGAGGAUCCUUCACCAAGGGCUACUCCACACGAGGAGCAGCGACUCACAGCGGCGGCCUGAUCAGGUGGGACGGUGCGCGAUGGCAGCAGGUGGAGGGAGUUCUGCAGGGGGAGAUCCGGACCAUUGUCACCAACGAGAGCAGCAUCUUCGUCGGAGGGGAGUUCAACCAGUUCUGCUCGAGGCCCUUCAACGGCAUCGCCAUGUUCGACGGGACGCAGUGGCGGUCGCUCGGGGACGGGGUGUCAGGGGGGAGCGUCUCGGGUCUUGCCGUCUACGGCAGCGUCCUCGUGGUCGCUGGCAGCUUCACAAGCGCCAGCAGCCUCCCCAUCGCAAAGCUCGCGCUCUGGAACGGAACUACAUGGAGAGGCCUUGGGCGGGUGGAAGGAGACGUGUUCGCUCUCGUGACGUGGGGCUCCGACUUGUUCGCAGGCGGGGCGAUGAAGGCAAUCGACGGGUUGAGCGUCAACGGCUUUGCCCGCCUCUCCCUCCUCCAGGACUACUCCCAGUACGCCAACCCCUGGGCUGCUGUCGGGCUUGGCAUCAACGGCUACGUGACAAGCAUGGUCACAGCUGACGACUGCGUGUACGCUGUUGGCGCUAUCGACAGGGUCUUCUCCUCCCCAGGGCAAGGAGCAGCAGCGAGCAACGGCUUCAGAGUCUGCAGAGCUAGUGGGUGGGAGGAGUACGAGGCGUUUGUGGAGGACGAGAAUCGGACAAGCUCGAUCUUGUACGUGAUCGCGCCUGCGGGAAGAACAGUCCAUCCCUCCUCCCUCCUUCCUCUCCUCAACUAUACCAACUCGACUUGGACCAACUCCACCAACUCUAGUGUCAUAUAA
Messenger RNA from Guillardia theta CCMP2712, 26460 nucleotides. RefSeq lists its product as hypothetical. The record is from RefSeq and is a predicted model, not a curated record. The transcript is spliced from 4 exons. Bases 1 to 26460 code for a protein of 8819 amino acids. Gene Ontology annotation, molecular function: protein binding; 6-phosphogluconolactonase activity. NCBI's taxonomy places the organism in Eukaryota, Cryptophyceae, Pyrenomonadales, Geminigeraceae.